Cyprinus carpio (common carp) is the source of this 1365-nucleotide messenger RNA. RefSeq names its product m-AAA protease-interacting protein 1, mitochondrial. The record is from RefSeq and is a predicted model, not a curated record. NCBI's taxonomy places the organism in Eukaryota, Metazoa, Chordata, Actinopteri, Cypriniformes, Cyprinidae. Gene Ontology annotation, cellular component: mitochondrial inner membrane. Gene Ontology annotation, molecular function: ribosome binding. Gene Ontology annotation, biological process: protein insertion into mitochondrial inner membrane from matrix; inner mitochondrial membrane organization.
CAGUGGGUUAGUUUCAUAAGGCUGCCGGAAGCGGCACUGAGGGCGGUACGUCUGUCAUUUACGAGUUUUACAGUGACCAGGUCGGCAUUGCGCAAUUGCGAAAGAAAUGCGCGUACGUGAUGCAACGAUUCACGUGUUUGGCUGCACGUCGGGAACUCGCUUUCUUGGCCUGUCCGUGGAAGAGGAAUAUUGUGGCUAUUAAACACGAUAGCCACUGCCGACCAUGGGGGCAUCAGCAUCAGCGCGUGCGCCCUCAUGCCAGCUGCGCGACCUCUCCAAAGCGCGCGUGGCAUCACCUGCGCAGACCGUCUGCUGGCCAGCACUACAGACUUUAUAGUAAAGAUGCAGACAGGGACACUAAGGACACUGAGCAUCCUGGCAUCACAGUGGUGGGCACCCCGGAUCCCAUCGCGUGGAUCAGGAAUAAGAUUAUCUUGUUUUUAAUUGAAUUGUAUUUUGGCUUGAAGUUCAGUGUGGAGUUUGACAGUGGAGUGAAACAGGCAGCAGUCCAUGUGUCUACUGUGCUCUCCAAAGGCAAGUUUGAUGAAUUAAGGAGUGUAAUGUCGAAAGAGGCUGUUGACAGUGUCAGAAAGAAAUGUAAAACUCUGUCAGAGGCCCAAAAAAGACAUCUAGCCAUUUCCCUCAGUGACAUUAUAUUUCUGCUGCCUGAGGAUGUGUCUGUAUUCUUUGACCAGAGCGGCAGAAAGUUUCUUUACAUCACAAUGAGGCUUUGGUAUCUGUCCAGCGCAGACGUACCUGAGGACCCAGAGAGCACCCGCAUCUUCAGGAUGGACUUAACUGAAGACGAUGGUCCUCAAAAGAAGAUCAUCACAGCUGUGUAUGAGUUUUAUCGUGAGUUGACUGCUGGAGCUGAUCCCGAGUGGAUGGUGACCCGGAUAUGGCACUGGAAGCAACUAGAGUAAAAGACACAGGACCCCUCGCAAUACACUUUACCGGACUAAAAGAAACAUCUUGUUUUCACUUUAUAUUUCGUCCAUCCUGGGUGAUCUGAUCACAAACGGUCAGGUGAUGAACAUCAAUGUUUACAGCUGCUAGUAACUUGUCUCAAAUGACUCUCUUAUGACUGGGUUUCAAAGGGAGGAUCUCUUAAAGUACAAAUGUGACUUGAGUGAUCGGAUCACAGCAUGUUUUGGAUCCAGUCCUGUACUUUAUGUACUGUAGCACUGACCACUUGUGAUCAGAUCACUUAAAAGGAUCUUAAUUUCAGUAUAAACAAGGUCAAAGUAUCACUCCCAUGUUUCUCCAGCAAAGUUACCUUUAGAUCCACAGCAACAGAUUGUGUCCGAGCUCAGAUGGGUCCAGAAAGCACUUGAUAUUUCAAUAAAGAAACCAUCAUAACAGUUA